Molecule: messenger RNA, 1704 nt
Organism: Rubroshorea leprosula
Lineage: Eukaryota; Viridiplantae; Streptophyta; Magnoliopsida; Malvales; Dipterocarpaceae
Source: the annotation of a GenBank genome assembly
GAGGGGCUUCUCUGCAUUUUGCCUUGUUGGGUCUGGAGUUGAGCGAAGAUCGGAUCAGUACUUAUGGCCACCACCACCUCUGUUCUCUUCAGACUGCUCUUGGUUCUCCUUACUCUUUCAGAUUCACUAGGCCAAAUUCAAGGUCUGGGAAUUGGAAUCAACUAUGGUCAGAUAGCAAACAAUCUUCCAUCUCCAUCCCAGGUCGCUGUUCUCCUCGGAACCCUUAAUAUCAGCAGAGUUAAACUCUAUGAUGCUGAUCCUAAAGUCCUUGUUGCCUUCUCCAAUUCUAGCGUUGAUUUCAUCAUUGGUCUUGGGAAUGAGGACCUAGAGAACAUGGCAGAUUCUACCAAGGCUAAGAAUUGGAUUCAAGAGCGAGUUCAGCCUUACAUUUCUCAAACAAGUAUCAGUAGCAUACUAGUAGGAAAUGAGGUCUUCAAAAGCAAUGAUACUCAGCUAUGGUCUAAUCUCCUCCCAGCAAUGCAAACCGUUCAUCUUUCUCUUGUCAAUUUGGGACUUGAGAAGCAAGUAACUGUCACGACUGCCUAUUCUCUUGACAUUUUAGCUACCUCUUAUCCUCCCUCAUCAGGAGCUUUCAAGCCAGACCUUGCUCAGUAUAUACAACCCCUUCUGAAUUUCCAUUCUCAGAUCAAUUCACCCUUCUUGAUCAAUGCAUAUCCCUAUUUCGCAUAUAAGGAUAACCCGAAUGGGGUGCCUCUAGAGUAUGUGCUUUUCCAACCUAACCAAGGGACGGUGGAUCCCAAAACGAAUUUAAAAUAUGAUAACAUGUUGUAUGCUCAAGUUGAUGCUGUCUAUUCUGCCAUCAAAGCAUUGGGAUAUACUGACAUUGAAGUUAGGAUUUCCGAGACAGGUUGGCCAUCCAAAGGGGAUGAAAAUGAAGUAGGAGCUACACCAGAAAAUGCAGGAUCAUACAAUGGUAAUCUAUUGCAAAGAAUAGAAGAGAAGCAAGGGACACCAGCCAAACCAGAUGUCCCUAUUGAUAUAUAUGUUUUUGCACUCUUUAACGAGAAUUUAAAGCCUGGACCUACAUCAGAGAGGAACUAUGGACUCUACUACCCUAAUGGUACUCCAGUUUACAACAUUGGAUUAAUUGAUCAUCUUCCAGAGAUGAAAUAUUCAUCAGCAACCCAAAUAAGGGUAUUAUCUGUCUUCAGUCUUCUGAUUUCGGUCACAGCAGGAUUAAUCUGCACUUAAGAACAUCAACUUAGAUUUCUAAUUAAGGGAGAGGAAAGGAUCAUGAGAAAAGCAGAAUUUCAAGAGAUGAUCAAAUGCCAUACGACUUUUUAGGGAUGCAAUAUUCAGGGUAGCUCUAAUUUCUCUCUUGGAAGGCUGCAUGUGAAAGGUUGAUUUCAGAAGACGAGGAGAAGAUCAUGUAUAAUAUCAUCCUCAAGACAAUUCACUAAUGCACUAAUGCUAUAUUUGGGUUAAGGGGAAUGGACGAAAGUUUAAUCCAUUUCCCUUGACCUAAGCAUUCAAUAUAAGAUUAGGUUUAAAGUGUUUAUGGUAGAAAAAAAAAUAUUAAUAAAUAUAUGAAACAAUAUAUUGAAUAUAUAAAGAGUUUGCAAGGCUUUAGGAGUAUUGUUUAGCAUACACAGUAUUUUUUUUUUUUUAUCUGUUGUAUUUGACUCAAUAGUUUAUCGUUUUACUUUCUUAGUUGUUUAUCAUUGUUGCAGACACAUAGCUGUU